AGUUGGGGAUAGGUACAGCAGGAGAAGGGGACAGUUGGGGAUAGGUACAGCAGUAGGAGGGGACAGUUGGGGAUAGGUACAGCAGGAGAUAGGGACAGCAGAAGAGUCAGAGGCACAGUAGCUGUGUAGUACACAUGUUCUGUCAUCAGCCUGGCCUGUAGGAGAACAGAGAUGAUUGGUGGCUUUGAGUGAUCCUGGUGCUGAGCGUCGCUGCGUGGUACCGGGGCUCUGCGGCCGUACCCCUAACCGGAGAAGAGAUCCUCACACAGAUACAGAGUUUAUCUACGUUACAUCAGGCCAAUGCCACCAUGAUGCUCAACACAUAUCUGCACUAUCAGGGCACGCCGUUCAGCGACCCUGGGUUCAAUUUUCCCUACUGGCUGGAGAAGGGCCUACCCACCGCUGCCCUGGGCUUCAGGACGUGGAGAUGUCUCUGCCCGGGAGAACGUCUGCUGCUGGACAGGGAUGCUUUCUCAGCCAUCUCCGAGUUCCUCCAGCUGGUCCAGGACGAUCAGUACAACCUGAAUCCAGAGGCAGCAGAUCUGCACAAGCUCCUGGAGGCUUCUCGGAGGUCCUCCGAGGCUUUGCUGAGUAACCUAAAUACAGCCAUGAUCAUCCUGGGCUACCAACCCCCAUCCAUCCACCCUGAGCCCCUGAGCUGGGCUUCCACCAGUGACAGCGAGAUCAAGAGGAAGGUGAGAGGCUACGUGCUAUGCAGAGAAUACAGGGACUGGCUGAUGAGAGUGCCCAAGGACAUAGCUCUUCUGAGAGGGCCACGAAGCAGAAGGGAGAGCGUUGGGCAAGAGAAAAAGGACUGCUGCAGGUUCUAGGACCCAACGCACAAAGGAAGGAGAUGGUUUUAAGCCAAUGAACAAAUAUACUAAAGAGAAACAGAGGUAGUAGAGUGAGGAUGGAUGGAGGGCUUCAGGGCCUUGGGCAUGGUCAGGUCAAGGAGUAGGCAGCAGAGCUUACUGCCUUUGGCGUAGGGAAUUCUGUGGGUCUUUGCACAAUUUCUAUCCUGUUCUAGCCUCUUCUUGUCAGGUCCUCAAUUUUUCAGGAGCUGGUCUCCUUCUGAAGGUCUGAAAGAGAGCGUGGCACCAUUAUGCCGUAUUUAGGAUGGAUUACAGAAUAUACUAAGCUUUGGAGAGAGAUAAAGCGGAGGGAGAUAAAGUACCAGCCAAUCAGCUCCUGUCAUUUUUUUAAACACAGCCAGUAACAUGGCAGUUAGGAGCUGAUUGGCUGGUACUUUAUCUCUCCCCAAGGCUUAGUAAAUAGACCCCACAGUCUCACCUGGACUACUGUAUUUUCUGCUAGCGGGGUGAACCAAGGCAAACACCCUACAAACGCCGCAGGAGCCGAGCGAGGACUCCGAGCAGAAUAAGUUUAGAAAGUUAUGUGUCAUUAAGUAGAAAAGUUUCAUGAAGGCCUAACGACUCCUCAUUGUUGGCUCCGCCCAUUAAAUGGCCGCCUCCACUGUGUGCAGGUGAUGGGAACAUUUUUAACAUUUCCAUGUAAGGACAAAAACUAGGUACCACAGCUAUAGCUGUCAUCCUCAGAGCUUCCUUACUGCACGUUGUCAUUCCUCAUCUGUGCCAGCAGGUGGCGCAAAGGCUCCUAGCAAAGGUGGUUGGUUGCUAUGUAUCUGAGAUGCUUCAUCAGUCAUGAGAAUCUGAUUCAGUCUUAUUGUUCCCGCCAGGAUUGCAGAAGUUGCCCUGAGUGUGGCACGUGCUCUCUGGAUGUUUCCAGGCCUGCAAUGACUGCGCCCUCCAACAGGCAGGGCACGCUUGGAGUUGUAGUUCCACAGCAGGAGCGCUACUUAUUUUGCACUGCUUGAAAGCAGAUAUCUGCGACACCUUGGGCUCAUUAACAUACUGUAGUCACUGGCACUAGACAUGGGUAAAUAGAUAAAUAAAUGGUAUACCGCUAAUGAGCCACAGAUUAGAGAGGCAGACACAUCCUGAAGCUCCUGUAUAAAUGCACUGAUUUACGAGAAUAAUGGGACAAAACAGCGUUCUUGUAAAACCCUCUAUUUAAGCAAUAUUUAUAUUUAAUGCUUUAUUUAAGGAAACGCUUAUUUAUGUUUUAAGAUGCUGCUAUUUUACUUUCAUGAUGAUGUCAUCGUACUUUUUUUUUUUGCACUGGAUGAUGUCACGUGUCUGGCACUUUAUAUUUCUCUGGACGUAUAUCCGCACGGCGUCAGUGACUCCUGCAGAGCAUUGCACGUAUUAGGACGGAGGGAGAAACUAUUUAUGUACUGAUAUUUUUCCAUCUUAUGCUUAUAAUUCUAUGUAUGUUUGUAUAUUUAUAUUAUUUAUAUGAUGAAUAAAUGGAUUGUAAUUCAAA
Pseudophryne corroboree (corroboree frog) is the source of this 2343-nucleotide messenger RNA. Its product is annotated as cardiotrophin-2-like. The transcript is spliced from 3 exons. Gene Ontology annotation, biological process: cell surface receptor signaling pathway; positive regulation of tyrosine phosphorylation of STAT protein. Lineage: Eukaryota; Metazoa; Chordata; Amphibia; Anura; Myobatrachidae. The record is from RefSeq and is a predicted model, not a curated record. Gene Ontology annotation, cellular component: extracellular region. The coding region runs from base 309 to 830 and encodes 173 amino acids. Gene Ontology annotation, molecular function: cytokine activity.